Eupeodes corollae is the source of this 2278-nucleotide messenger RNA. It is a transcript of the gene tum, whose product is annotated as rac GTPase-activating protein 1. The coding region runs from base 194 to 2077 and encodes 627 amino acids. The transcript is spliced from 5 exons. Gene Ontology annotation, biological process: signal transduction. The record is from RefSeq and is a predicted model, not a curated record. NCBI's taxonomy places the organism in Eukaryota, Metazoa, Arthropoda, Insecta, Diptera, Syrphidae.
CUGUCAAUAUUCAAUUUAAAAAGAAAUACAAGAUAAACGGGAUUUCAUUCAAGAGAAGAGAAGAAAAGUUAAAAUAAAUUAAAAUAUAUUUUCAUGUAAAAGAUUAUUUAAAGAGAAAAGUGACAAAAUAAUUAUUAAUAAAGAAUCGAUCAGAAAAAAUAAAUACUUUUAUUCUAUUAUCAUUGAAGAAAAAAUGUCUGCGCUAUCAACCAUAGCGGCUUUCGAUGAUAUUCGGCGUUGCAUUCAUGUGCUUACCGAUGGAACGGCUGAAGAAGAAUUUUUGAAAGUAUUAAAACUACAAGAAGCCUUUCGUUUGGAAUGCUUAAGUGGGACACGAGAGGCACAGCGUAUUCAGAAAGAAUUGGACGCUUCCCUACAGAAUAUGGCUGAUUUGGAAACUAAACUGUUUCAUGCGAGGCGUCUACUCGAAAUGGAAAGUAAAGCUAGACGCGAAGCUGAACACGAUCGUGAUCAAAUGGAGAAAAAAAUAAUAGCUGUUGCAGACCUCCUUCGAAAUGAGCGUGACAUCAAUGAGGAGACCAAAGACAAAUUGGCCUUCCUCAACACAUUCCAACAGAAAAAACGCAAAUCCCUGAAUACACAUAUAGAAGAGAAAUUCGGCAACGACAUAAAUUCCACAGGUUCCUUCCUCUCAGAUCUCUCGCUAACACAAUCUGAGGAUGAUUUUCUUGAUGUCCGUUCAUCAAAGAACUGGCAAAAGCAUCGUCCAUCGCUGCCCAAGAACACUGGUCCUUAUGUUGGUGGAAAGAGAUCACGACUUAGUACGGGGACACCUAAAGCUCCUACACCACAAAGACGUUCGGCUGCUAAUUCCAACAAACACACCUUAGAAAUUGGGGUGAACGAGAAAAUUUGUGCAACCACAAAGGUAACAAUUCCCCAAGAUGGCAGCGGAGCCAUCCGUGCCGAAUCAACAAUUGAAGCGGUUCCAAUUCCUGCAGAAGAGAUGAUGCAUCGACCAGAGGAGGUUCCUAGUUCGAGUCCGCAGUCGAAGAUGCCACGAUCCAGCAACAACUACACUCCACGACGUCAGUCUCCGCUGAAGGAAAUGCCUGUGACUCUGUCGGUUAAUCCAUUCCCAACAGCGUCGCCAGCAGUCAAACAUAGAAGUAUGAUGCGCCAGCAUAACUUCUCCUCAAAAACUUUCAUCCGAACAGACACAUGCACCCAUUGCCAGAAAAAAAUUCGUUUUGGUUCAGUGGCGUUGAAAUGUCGCGAUUGUCAACUAUGCUGCCACGUUGACUGCCGCGGAGUUCUUACCGUGACCUGCGUACCUCAGAGUGGAACCCCUACCCUUAAGGGUUUGAUGGGCUACAUAAGCGAUCACGCUCCACCAGUUUCCCCCAUGAUUCCAGCUCUGAUUGUCCACUGUGUUUUCGAGAUCGAAAAUCGAGGUUUAAAUGAAGUCGGAAUUUACAGGGUGUCAGGUUCCGAACGAGAAGUGAAAGCGCUCAAGGAGAGAUUCCUUCGCGGCAAAGGAAAACCACAUCUGACCGACAUCGAUGUGCAUGUCCUGUGUGGUUGCAUCAAAGACUUUUUGCGUUCUCUGCGUGAACCUCUCAUCCCUACAGGCUUAUGGAAAGAUUUCUGUAAUGCAGUGCAAGAUGUCAACGAGAACGAAAUACAAAGAAAUUUGUACAACGCCAUCAACCAGAUGCCACACGCCAAUCGCGACACUCUAGCAUUCCUGAUCCUGCAUUUCCAGCGGAUAGCCGAGUGUCCCGAAGUGAGAAUGCCCAUCGAGAAUAUCUCUCGUGUCUUUGGCCCUACAAUUGUUGGUUACUCAAGCCCCGAUCCCGAUCAACACGCCAUCUUCACCGAGAUCCACAUGCAGUUCUCGGUUAUGCAGAAUCUGAUGAAGAUCCCGUCGGCAUACUGGACACAGUACGUCGAUUUCGACAAGGAGAACACCAACAGUAAUAAUGGUUCAUCAGAGCCACGUACUCCAGUUAACAACAAAGAGUCUCUUUACUCUUUAUAUGCUACACCACUGAAGAGCACAUUGAAGAAAAGAAAGUUCUAUGCCACGCCACCUUAUUCGCACAAGAAAAAAUGAAGCACAUCUCCAAAGCAGAUGCUUAAAAGAAAGACACUGAAAUACCUGUUUUAAUUGAAUGAAAUUUACUAUAUUACGUUUUUCUUGGUUCUAAAUGGUUGAAUUUUUUGUAUUUUAUUUAAUUUACACGAACACACAUUAUUUUUGUUUUCGAAAUUUAUACUGAAAAGUUAAGAAUAAAUGCGUCAAUGGCAUUUACGA